UUUUGGAAUUGUUUAUCUAGGAACGUCACGGGACGGACACAAGUGGCAACAGACUCCAGGAGGCAGCCCAUUUUUGGUUAUCCCGUCCGGCUGCAUUUACAGUCGACAACUCAUUUGGAAAUGAAUUGAGCAACUGACUGGACUUGUGUGUAAGUUUACCAGGCGGACAGCAACAGUAAGAAAUGCGCCAACUAUUUCUCGUUUUGUUUUUCGACCUUUGCGUCGUCGUCUACUUCACCUCGGCAGGUAUCCUCGAUUCUUUCCUCCUCGGUCUGCAUUCAGCCUCGGAAGGUACGACGUCGACUAGCAACAGCCCACCGCCAUCAGAGUCGACUGGAAAUAGCCAGACGGCCAUCGCCAAAUACACCGGCAAGUGGCACACCAACAGCUCCUCAUUUUAUGUGCCGACCGAUGACGGCGGUCAACUUCGUAUCGAUUUGUGUGAAGGUGACAUCAUCGUCCCGUUGACAUUUGAUGGAAAGGAUCAAGUGACCGUCAAAUCGACCAAAUUCCCAUACAAACGAUCAACUCCGCUCAUCUGUUCGUGGAAUGUCCAGGUGACUAAGAACUGCUGGCGUGGAAUGGUCACCAUGAAAAUCGACGGAUACAGUCGACUGGCCGAUCUCGGUGGAUGUCGCCAUGGAUACUACACCGUCUCUCCCUUCAUGAACGACACCAAGAUUUGUGGGCGUAUCAACACCGUCCCUGAUUUCCAGUGGUACGUCGAAAACCAACAGCCGGAAAAUGUGACCAUCACUCUAAGACACGCCGGACUCAACGAUGGCUUCGCCGAAGGAUUGGGUUUUACCUUGUCAGGUGAAUGCCUUCCCAAUGCGUCAAACAUGACUCUGGAAAAAGCCACAGAAUCUUACAACAUCUGGCUACAACAGCUUUCAACUAAACAAUCAGAGGGUGGACCCACGGUUUACAUACCGUCGGAAAAUGAUUCCAGCGAUUCCAUCGAUAAUUCUACGACACCCACCACUUUGUCACCGACUACGGAAAUCAGCACAACUGUUGCCGCCAGUCAGGAUCUUGGUACGACUGCCGUUCAACCUCCUGUCCUCCAGUCCAACAUCUCUACUAACGAAUCCUUGGCGGAAUCUCAUCCGCAUAAUGUGACCGUAUCUGUUAAUUUAUCCACGGAGUCCAACAAUGUCACGGAGAUCCCUUCGACGACCACCCUGAUGCCGUCCUCGACAAUCCCUACAACUACUACUACAGGCAGUCCCAGUGAUCCUGUGGCUUUGCCCGGUUCGAGCUCCUUGUUGAAUAAUUCCUCAGUUGUUGGCACGUCAACGAAAAAUCCAACCACGUCGUCAACUCAGCCGACUAGCAGUUUUAGCCCCACCACAAAACGUCCGUCGUCUGCUUACACUUCCAACGGCGAUCCCGAUAUUCCCUGGCUCAUUUUGAAAGCGCCAGAGGAAGAAUUUUUGACGGAAUAUCGUCCAUCGCCUGCUGCUGUGGAUUCUCCGUUGAAUCGGCCCAAUGUCCCCGUGUCCGUUCAAUCGCCCAAACCCAGCAAUAACCCAAUUAGCCCAUCAUUUGCAGAGCUCUUUGUAGACAUUGACAUUCCCGAUAGAAUCCGUGAUCCUGCUGAUACCAGACCAUUAACCAUCCGUACUAGCAAACCUUAUUCCAAACGUAAACAGCAAUUGCCACCAGCAAAAGUCCAAGUUCCUCCUAGAAAUCGGCGACCGAAUUUGCCAGGGAAUAAUCCGGAACCUCCCACAAUAACGGAUCAUCGUCAUCCAUUUUUGUCGAACCAAAAGAAACCGUCGAAUGGCGUUGCCAAUUUGGCAGAAAACAAUUCUGAAGUGAUUUUGAUCGACGUCGUCUUGAAAUCGCCAAGCAACAAGCCGGAAAAUACCAGCAACAACAUUUCCGCCAUUAUUAGUGAGCCGGGCAAGAUGACAUCCAGCAACUCGAGUCAUUCGCCUAUUAAACUUCCGCCAUCGACGACCAUCAAAGCUUCCAGCAGCAAUCGACCCAAUUUCUACAAGCCACCCCUUCGUAACCCUUUGUUGACAUUUGAAGACUAAUUGCACGCUGAUUUUUAAUUUUUUAAAUGAUUAAAAGUUAAUCAUUAACUCAAAUGACACUACAAAUAACUCGGAUAAACAUGUGCAAUUCCCUUGGAAUGGGUUGCCUGUUUAGUGUUUAACUGUCGUUGCUUUCAUCUGUUAUCAGAUUCUGUUUAACUUAUUUUUCAAUUCUAGAUUUUUAUUCGACAAAUAAAAGUUUGUCUUUACUUUCAGAA
Molecule: messenger RNA, 2263 nt
Organism: Daphnia pulex (common water flea)
Lineage: Eukaryota; Metazoa; Arthropoda; Branchiopoda; Diplostraca; Daphniidae
Exons: 7
Coding region: 183-2045 (620 amino acids)
Source: RefSeq, a predicted model, not a curated record